This is a messenger RNA of Amoebophrya sp. A25, 5993 nucleotides long. The record is from the annotation of a GenBank genome assembly. Lineage: Eukaryota; Dinophyceae; Syndiniales; Amoebophryaceae.
GGACUAGGCGCAACGCCAAGCUAUGUCAAUUUCAAUAAUUGAAUUGAUACUAGGCACGAAUUCGAAAUCGAGUCGUCCCUUUAAUAUCAUCAUAGAUAUUUCGACCAAUUCAUCAUCAUAUUCCGAUGAAUCUCCAUUCCAUCUAGUACUCGUACUGACCGGUUCAACCACCACUUCUAGGCGUCUUCCUCAGCAGCUCGGUUUGGUCAUCUUCUGUAGCCAUGAUCUAGAAUCUGUGAUGGUUUCGGUGCACUUCAAGAAGGUCACAAUCUGUCCACUUAUUGUAAUCUGUCUAGCUCCUGUUAAUUCCCGCACCCAAUCAAUCACAAUCUCGGAGGCUCCAGAUACUUUCGAAUUGCGAUUACCUAUGUGAAAGUAAAGCAGCAAUAUGUAGUAAGACAAGGGCAUGGGUGAACGAAAUUCUAUCGGACAUAGGUAAAGGACCUUCGGGUAGAGGUUUGAUACUAUUAAAGGCAAAGUCAUACUACAGAGCACCUACAGCAGAACCAGAAGCUGCUGUGCAAAAGGUCAUCAUCACAAAAAAGAGGGUGGGACACGAUCAUUACAAACAUGACUGGUGAAUCAUGACGUUAUCAUCAGCAGGAGCAGAUAAGCCUCCUAGGAGGCAUGUUCUGUCUUUGUUGCUUGCCUUCUGUCGUUGCGCGCCAUGCUGCAAGCGACGUCACGGCAGUGAAGAUGAAGCACACAUGGAUAUGAAGCGAGGACUGCGGGACCUUGAGGCCAACCAUCCCAGAGAAGACCGGGACAAGGGUACUAGAAAACGAGGCUCGGCAGAAGGCAAUGGUCCUGCAUCAAGUACCUCUAGAAGAUACAGUUCCUGCUGCGACAAAUUAUGUUCUUGCUGCUGUUGUCGAAGACGUCCAAAAUCAGCAUCUUCUUCGGAUGUCAUGACGCUGGACGAGAUGGAAAAGGGGUCUCUGGAAUCGUCGAUCGAUAGCAGUAUAAUACGAGAAGAACAGAGGCAGGCUGAGGUAAAAGAUGCAAGUUUUCAGAUUUAGAACGUGACGAGGAUGAAAGUCGUAAUAUCCUUCUCCUUGAUGUCAUGCUAGUCGUGGCCAAUGCUUGUUGUUCUUAUCGAAUAGUAGUCUCAAUCUCGUCCUCCAAACAACAAUUUUACUUGAUGUACUUUCAUCCUGAUUCGUUCCAUAGUUUAGUUUCCUCCCCCUACAACAGAAAGAAGCAGAGCGGGUGCGAGAACGUCAGGCUGACGAUAAACUGAAAGAGCCUCCUAAGCGACUGAAAAACACGAAAUGGCGUGUCGGAUUGGAUUACGAUCAGAGGAAGAUAAUAGUGGACCACUUGCGAGCGGAAAAAAUGCAACUAGAGGUCCAAGAGACAGGUAGAGGCAGGUUUAAGAAAGUGAAAGGAGAUGCAUCAACAUCGGAAGACGAGGACUCUGACGAUGGACAGCCAGCGAAGAAAUAUGGUAUUUCUUCUACGUCCAGUUGAAAUGGUGGGAAGUCCAUCCGUUCCAUCCGAUCUAUCCCAUCCCGGAUCUGGCACCCCUAGAAAUUACUCUAUAAUCUGGCACUUCUUCUACGUCCAGUUGCUUGUGGCACCCUCUUGCUUGUUGUGUGGACUUUUCUCAGGCUUUUUUCUGCUCAGGUAGCUAGACUGGGUAUAUUCAAUCAUGAUCUUCAUGUCAUUCUCAUUGUCACCUACUAGCAACUAAUGGCUUUAUCCCCAUCACAGAUCUCGCAACCAAGAAGCUUUUGCGGAAAAUCGACCCCUUGACAGUUGAGCAAAGACAGUGGAUUGGCGAUGGAACUACUUCUGCAACGCGUCGCGAAGACGUGAAUUUCCGCAGACUUCCUAACGUGACGUCCUUAGCUGUACCUGUUGUGUCGUGCAAUUCUAUAGGUGAAACGGGAGAAGGAGAUGGAGAACGAGAUGAUGAACAUGCUAGUGCGACUACACCUUCCUCCGAGAUGAAGCAAAGAAACAGAAGUAGAGAACAAACUCCUGACGAGGUAGUCUAUGAAAUCGGUCAAGCUGUGAACGUAUUCGAGGAAUCCGGUGGGUCGUCGACUUUGCCUCAACAGCAACUAGGAGGAAGACGAGGUGUUUGGCUAGAUGGUCGGAUAACAUGUUUCGUUAAGGCUUGAAGAAAUGCAUCAUCUUCCAAAGCAUCGAUCUUGGCCCCGUUUUGAAGAGAAAAGUGAAACCAAGAUACUGACGGAGAUGGAUUUAGUUUUAGUCAAGGUCUAACUUCGGUAUUUCGUCUACUUUUGGAGGCCUUCCCGCAGGUGCGUCCUCCGCAAGUGCACUUAGUGGAUUGAGACGGAUGAACAGUGGCGCUGCAUUGAAGCGGAUGAAUAGUGGCGCUGGGUUGCCUGGCGGUGCACGUGGAGGAUUUGAAGGGAGACAUCGGGAAGAGCCACGGAUGGCGAAUUAAGGCAUGAUCAGUUACAUUUUGUUGAGGUUCUUUGUGAUCGUGUUGAAUUGAGGGAAGAGCAGGAUAAUACAUGAUCUCGAUUUCGAUAUUGACUAGAGGAAAAAUGUGGCUGGACAACGUUCCACAUGAUUUGACGUGGAACUUCUAGCAAAAUCAGCACCACCGUGACCGUCUAAUCCAUGGGAUCCACCCUGACGAACGAUGCGCCUUUUGCUCCUGCAGUGGAUGAUCUACUAGAAAGUCGGAUGAUUGAGGUGCGGAUUGUCCGCAAUCCGAAUCGUGGAGUCAGUCAGACCGGGAAGGAGUGUGAGUAUGCAGUGUUGACGGUCGGUCAGGCGUCUUUGUUGAUGCGACCAUAUCGACAUAGUGCCGCAGCGGCUGGCGGAGGGACACGACUGGCGAACACUGCAGGUUCGUCUUCAGGGUUUAACAAAACAGGACUAGUCAGUCUAGUCUCUGGGGAGGCUUCACCUCGACGCACUUCCCCAUUUCUAGGAGGAACCACCAGAACAUCAACCAUCGCAGGUGGCACAACGUUAGAUGGCACUUCUACCAUCGAUGUCAAGUACAUCGAUCAUGAAGCACGUCUAGGAGGCGGGCGUGAGAUUUUGGAGGAGCUGGGAACCGCAGUUCGAGCGCGUGGAGCAGGAAAGAGUCCAGUAAAAGCAGCGCCGCUAACUGGUGGAACUAAGAUCUUGAUUGAGAUGACAAGGCGAAGGGAUGGAGAUCAACAUCGCGGUCAUCAAAAACAAGGUAGAAGAAGAUCUUCUCCCAACACGACAAGGACAAGAAAUGAUUCACCAUCACAACAAGUCUUCGUACGGGACCAGCAUCUGAAGGUGAAAGCUUCACGCGGUUUCUACAACACGUGGUCUCAGCAACACGAGAUAGGCAGCCUGGAUGCGGCAUCGGAGGAGAUGAUCAUGUUGAACAAUAGUACGAGUAUGAUGCACAUGCACGGACACGGACACGGAGAUGGUUUUGAUGAUCUUGUUCAACAAGGUGGUGCGCCUCUACAACAAAGAAGGAGCAUCGAUGUUUCCUACUGCGGCGGUUCGCAGAGGGAGUUUUUCAACCUCUCAGGUAGGAGCGAUUCUAGUACUCACUAUCUUUUACGCGCAGACGAUGGUCACAACGUGGUAGAUUGGCAGAAGGACACGCAUUUCUCCAAUACGAGUACGAGUAGCCUUGGCUAUAGUGCCUUUGGACACAUUGAUGCUGCCCAGGGUGGACAAAAGAGGCCAAAUCGCUGGCUAAGUGGCAACUUUGGAAAACGAAAGAGUGGACGAAGAAGAGCGCGAUCGUCUGAAGAUCUCGGAAGAACUUCGUUGUCACCUCGCUUUUUUAUGCAAGGAAGUCUACUAUUUCUAUCACUAUCAGCAUUCUCUGAAGUCACUCCUUGACCACUUCUAUUACUUCCAUAGCAUGAUCAUCUUCAUCACUACAUUAUAUAUAAAACAAAUUCUAAGUAGGCUAACCAAAGCAAUCAGAGGCACAAGUACCACGCAGCCUUCGAAGAUGAGUCCCGGACUCGCAGACGGCGGAGGAGGUCUAGGGCAUCUUUUCUAGAUGAAGACCUUCAAAGAGACGACGAGGACCUCCGUCGUUUCUCUCCUACUCGACAUGCCCUCUCUCUAGAGCAUCAACACUCGUGGUCUCAGCUGGGCGCCUCUACCUUUGAGUUGACGAAAACAGGAGAGGGAAAGGAGUUGCUAAAAUCCAAUCAGCAUCAACAUCAAUCGUCUACGUCGGUGGUGAAUGCGCCAGGAGCAGGAGGAGCUCCUGGAAAUACGACACUUGUUGGUGCUGCCUCCUGUACGACUUCUCCGAAUUUCUUGCGCAUGACAAAGGGAGUCCCACCUGAAGCUUCGCCUUACGAGUACGCAUUGCAUGUUCGUGAUAUCUCUCCACUCAAAAGCAUCCACGACAGUCCAAUCGGACCUGAGUGGCCAGGUGCUUCUAGAAUCGACCUCGCAGCUUCUCGUGGAGGCGGUGAAGUUGCGCUUUUGCUAGAGGAGCCACGCGACAUAACCGAUAGCAGCUUUGUGGUCACGCAGAAAGACAUGUUGGAAAGACUUGAGAAUUCCGCUGCCUUCCACGUAGCUGGCGAGCCGCACAGUCGCCAUUAUGCCGCACACGGACACGCAGGUAUGUAUCGUUUACCUAGCGUGCACGAGACCGACUUCAGGGCUGAGCGAGAUCGCAUAUCCAACGCUUUGUUUAGCGAGGCAGAUAUGUCGCGUUUGGCCGCUGCGGGGCCCCCGUGGUUGGGCCGUCCGGGACCCCAGAAUUUGGUGGGAAAGACGUUAGGAGUUGGUUGAAAAGUAGAUGGGUGGAGAUGUCAGAGUAGUUUUAGUUAGAGGCUGUCCAAUGGUGGAAUUCUAGAAGAUGAUGUGCUGCACUGUUUGUUCUACUUCGUGUCAUGAUUAAACCGCAUCGAUCUGCAAGAACAUCAACACACAUUGCUUUGAUUUUGAAAAGCAUUCUUCGAUUAAUUUUAAGGAAAAACUUGAGAUAAGCAUUUCUAAGAUCGUCCACAGCAGAGGAUCCUCCUUCCGGUAGCUCGACAUCUCUCACCUCCACUCGUCGAAAAGAGGAGCAGCAUCAUGGCGAUCAUAAGGGAGAGCAGCAAGAGGGUAGCAGCAAGAAGGUGACAGAUCAGGAGUCUAUUAAUCGUUUCACCGACGCUGCGAACAAUCCGACAACUAAAGACGUGCUAGACGCCUACGCAGAGGGUGGGCAUGCUCCUUUUGGCAACAGUAUGGUUUCCAGAAAACAGAUAGUGCAAGAUGCAAAGAGACGAUCAGUGUCUGCUUUUGAGGAGGAGAAAGAAAGACAGCGACAAGGCAUCCGAAAGCAGAUCAUCCAUCAUGCUCGUGUUGGACUUCGUGCCGAGGAAGAGGAAGCAUUGAAAGCUGAAAGUGAUACUGUGCAAGCCAAUCGCUUGUCCCUACUAGCAGAGCCGCCUCUUCAGCGCAAAUUAGCUGAAGUUUCAAAUGCAGCAGGAUCGUCAAGAGGCAGCAGUCGCCUUAGCUUUAAAAACACUGGAGCGGAAGUUACGCAAUCCACGCUUCAUCUUUGAGAACGUCGAUCUUGGUCCCCGCUUUCUCUUUGAAAACGGGGACGAAGAUGCGGCUGGGGAUGGAUUUGUGGUAGAUCUAACGAAGGUGGAGCAGGAGGAGCUUCUAGCAAGAAUCCAGCAGGAGUCGGUAGUCUCGACCUUCCACCUGAAGGUGCCGGUAGUCCUGGUAGCGCAGCUGGAGAACCUCGAGGCCCUUUGUCAGCCAUUCCAGAAGGAGCCACAACAGCGACAAAUAUUACGGUCAAUAGAAGUGGUUCGAAAGAGGCGAAGGUUAGCCGAAGUGGAUUCAGGGAGGCGCCAGCAGAGGCGAGAUCGCCAGAGAAGACAAGCGGCAUAGUGUCUCCGGGAAAAGUCUUCAUCCACCACGAGGAUGACGAAGUCCUGGAGGACACCUCUCCCACUGGACGCACUGAGCAUGCGAGAUUACUGGAGUACAUGGAACUCGAUAAGUUAAGAUCAUUCGGUCGUCGGCGUGCAUGCCAUCUCCUCGAGUAG